UGCUGCAAAUCUAACACAAACCACACCUCUGUAAAUCCAGUAUAUAAUAAUCUCACACUGUCCAUCUGACACCCUUCAUCUGGAUCAUGGCACUGCAAAUCAUCAGCGUGCUUCUUUUCACUGUGUUUUUCUCUGAAGCACUGACACUGGUGUGUUACAACUGUACCACGACAGGUUCUUCUGAAACAUGCACACAAAAUGCCACCUGUCCUUCAAACUUCACUCAGUGCAGUUACAUUAGCACAAACAGUAGCAUUGGCCAGAAGUCUUGUGCAGCCUCGUGUGAUAAUUGGAGCAUACAUUCUGAAGUGUUCAAGAUGUCCUCCCAGUGCUGUCCUACAGAUCUCUGCAACAAAUCCCCAGCUGCAGAUAAUGAACUGACGUGUUACACCUGCAGUGACACAAACUGCUCAAAAACACUGAAAUGUAAAGGUGAUGAGAAUCGGUGCAUCACUGCAACAGUUGGAUUUAGUGGCACGAACUCCAAUGUCAAAGGAUGUGCAAGUCAAAACAUCUGUAACAACAGUGCACUAGUGAACCUUGCACUUUCCCAAGGCCUCAUCGUGUCUUCUGUUUCAUGUUGUGGAGCAAACCUGUGUAAUAAUGCCCAGAGUACAGCACAGGGACUGUUUCUGCUGGUACCAAUACUUUCCCUCCUUUUUUCCAUCUGAGAUCCGGUUUAGGAGGUUUUCUUUUGGUUAUAUUAGUAUUUGGAUGCUCAGUUUUGUCAAUGUAAAGCAGUUAUAAGCUUUUCUGAUUAAUUAAGAGGAAUUUAUUUGUUAAAAUGACCGUCUGUCUGGUAAGUGUGCUGUUGUAUUUCUAAUCAUGAAUCUAAUGAAUCUCUCAUGAAAGUAAAAUAAAGAUUAAGAUUACUUUAUUAGCAGUCUUAUUAAACACUAAAAUGUGAAUGAUCAAUGUUCUUGUCAAUGCGCAGAAUAAUUAGAAAGAGCAUUUCAAGCAGUACUUCUAUGUUGAUAAGGUAAUGAUUGUCAAGUCGAGUAUUCAAGCCCAUUCACAAUAUAAUAUAAUAUAAUAUAAUAUAAUAUACAGACUAAAUGCAUGUUUGAGCUGUUUUAACUGAAAGCCGCUUGAAUUGACAUGUCUUAAAAUAUGUUUGUGCCAUUGUUUUGUCUCAAGAUGCACACCAAUAAUGUUUUUUUCCCCUUAAGGCAGGGGUUCCCAAACUUUUCAGCCCACGACCCCCAAAAUAACGAUGACAGUGACUCGCGACCCCCACUAUCCUCGGAGGUGGUUAAUGAGUUGUGCACAAAGGCGCACACGCACUAACGCAUGUUUCACACAUAGGCCUACUCUGUUUGCAGUGCGCAUUUUUUUCUGUGCCCAUAUUAACGGAUUUCACACUGCACGCGGAUGCGGUCCGGCAGUGCGUUCCAGGAGCGGUGCGUCUGCAGCAGUGCAGCGAUCAUUUACGCGCCGAGUCUAUUUUUGCUGUGCUGCACAGCGCUGAAUUAAAACGACAGCGCACUGUUCGCAUUAAAAUAAACAUGUAUUGACACGAAAAAACUAGUAAUUUCACCAUAGAUUCAUAUAGUUCAAAGUCUCUGUUACACAGUUUAAACACGGCAUUUUUGCCUCGGGUAAAGCAAGGAAAAUAACACCUUACCAGGCAUUUAGGUGAACAAGGAGACAUAAACAAUAGCACUCGUCUCUUCGUGAAGGUGGAAAAACAGUUCUUUAUGACCUGAGGGAUUUAUUGUAAAAAGAUUUAAAAGGAAAGAAAAGACGAGAGUCGCCUGUUUUUGUCUAUUUUAAGUUUUUAAAAAAAAAAACGUUUUUGAUUUUAACAUAAAGCUUACGUUAAAAUGUUUUGCCACUUGCGUGAGCAAUAUAUAAAUCUAAAGUAUUACUUCAGAUAAAUAUAAAGUAUGAUAUGAAUAAACGUUUAAAUAUAGUGCGUUUAAACGUGACAUCUAUGAAAUAUAGUGUAGGCCUAUACAAAGAGAAUCGCUGUGCUGACAAGCCAUAUUCAGUAACAACUUUUGGAUUUGAAAUAAAAAUAAGUAAAUGUUGUGUUUGUGAUACACAGCCAUGGAGCAGUUGCGCACUGCAAACGCGGCAUAUGUGAAGCGCGUGCUUCUCCGCUCUCCUCCGCCGGCCUCCCUGCGUUGUCUUUUUUGAUCGAUAUUAACCAACGUUUCAUUUCGACACAUGUCUGAAUGUUUAACAUGUUGCAGUAAACUGACCUGCUGCAGCUGAUGCUGUUGCUACUAUGUCAUUAAUCUGUCGUAGUCACCUCAGGAGUCACGGCCGAGGAAAGGAAACUCGAAAGGUUGAUGGCUUUUUUUUUAUUUGCAUGGUUUUUGUUUUUAAUUUAACUACUAUUUUUAGUAUUUUGUGACAAUUAUUGAUAGAAUAUACUCUUUCUAAUCGUUUAAUUAUUAUUAUUAUUAUUAUUUUUAUUUUUUUUAUUUCUGUAAAUCAUCUCGCGACCCCUCCCUCACUGUCUCGCGACCCCGACUUUGGGAACCACUGCCUUAAGGGGGAAAAAAAUACUUAAAUGUCUUAAUUGAACUAAGGCUUAUUUCUGGCUUAAUCUAAGCCCACCUGUGAAUCCAGGCCUAUAUGAGUCAAAUUAACUUUUAUAAUUUAAGAAAAAUAUGGCAUUAUGGUAUAACAUUGGGAGAACAAAAAGGUUAUAAAUAUGUUUAAAUAAGUUUUUCAUUAAAUCAGAUAUCUAAACUAAAGUUAAAGUAAAACUACAAACACAAGGAAAUGUUGACAUUGACCAUUUGCAUCUUUGGUGCUAUAAUAUUAUGUGGUUUACAAUUUGAAAAGGCAGUUGGGACAUUUUGUGGGUUAAGACAGUGACAAACAAUAUUUUAAUAUUUGUAAUCAAGCACAAAAUACCCUCUGCAUGUUUGACUAUAAAGUACAUAUCACCAAAAAAAAAAAAAAAAAAAAAAAAAAAAAAAGUAGAUGCACUUAAAUACAAACACAAACAUGAGAAAUUAAUCCACAUUAGACAAUAUGUUUUCAAGCUCUUCAUCAAUGUUGACUCCUGCCUGGCACACAUAUUUCUACACAUAUGAUUCCAUAGAAAUAUGCAUUGCUGAAGAGUUACUCUGUUAUAAGUGUUGAAUUCAUUCACUUUUGUGUCUAAUCCUUGCCAAAAUGCUGUUUUUAUUCUCUUGAAAAUGAUUAACAUUGUGACCUAUAGUCACUAGUAUAAGAUUCACAUCAGCAAUUUAACGAUUUAAGAUUUAAAUUUGGUAUUGUCAAGUAGCCACUAGACUUUAUGUAGAUUACAAUGUAUCUGUUUAUUUGAUGAUUUUGGCAAAGUUUGAAUUAGAUUAAAUUGAGUUUAUCCAAGUUUGCCUUUUGAGGUUUGUACAGCUCAGUUGUGUGUUCUCACAACCACUACUGACUGAAACAUUACACUAUUUGGACGGUGUGUGAGAUUUAUUUAUUAUAUUUUAUGAUUGGCUUAUGAAUAUUAAUUAGAUCACGUGACUGGAAGGUUGCCAAGGAACCAGCUCUAUCCGUCCACAUAUGGAAAAUGCAAUUGCAAAUACAAUUUCUUUUGAAAAUAGUCUAGAAUAUCCUUCUAUAGUCAAGUAUAGCCACUAGAAUGUAGAUUAGAUUACAAUAGUGUUCAUUAAGUUACAAACUUAGAGGUUGCUCUGAAAACCUCACUCAUCAAGUAAAAAUUCAUGGUCAUAUUGUUUUUAAUAAAUCACUGAUUGCAAUGAA
Megalobrama amblycephala (Wuchang bream) is the source of this 3711-nucleotide messenger RNA. Its product is annotated as phospholipase A2 inhibitor gamma subunit B-like. The transcript has 5 exons. The coding region runs from base 87 to 671 and encodes 194 amino acids. The record is from RefSeq and is a predicted model, not a curated record. Lineage: Eukaryota; Metazoa; Chordata; Actinopteri; Cypriniformes; Xenocyprididae.